Archocentrus centrarchus (flier cichlid) is the source of this 4664-nucleotide messenger RNA. RefSeq names its product ArfGAP with GTPase domain, ankyrin repeat and PH domain 2 (gene agap2). The transcript has 19 exons. NCBI's taxonomy places the organism in Eukaryota, Metazoa, Chordata, Actinopteri, Cichliformes, Cichlidae. The coding region runs from base 111 to 3644 and encodes 1177 amino acids. Gene Ontology annotation, biological process: negative regulation of neuron apoptotic process; activation of GTPase activity. Gene Ontology annotation, cellular component: nucleus. The record is from RefSeq and is a predicted model, not a curated record. Gene Ontology annotation, molecular function: GTP binding; GTPase activity; protein binding.
GUCGUGUCGUCGGAUUGCUUCACAUCCCAACACGCUGGCAAAGCGUCAGUUGUUCAUGCUGCUCUGUCUGGUUUCAUUCAUUUGCUGUGCGUCUAUUGAAGCCUGACCACAUGAGCGGAGGCGGCGCCCUGCAGCAACGCACCACCUACCUCAUUUCCCUCACCCUGGUUAAGGUAGAGGCUGUGGAAGAGAAUGGCGGGGAGGCCAAGAACAGCAACCAGGGGAAGGAGGUGGAGGCCAGACCAGGAGAAAGGACGGGAGAUGAAAGAGUGGAAGCUGAAGGUGGAGCUUCCACACGGGCUGAAAAUGGAGCUGGAGUGGGUUUAGGACAACCACAAAGAGCUGAAGAUGCUGUCAUUGUGAAAGGUGGUACUGAUGAACUCAAGGAAGGAGAGAGGAGAUCCCUCCACCCUUUGACAGAUAAACUACCUGCUAAUGUCCCCAGUAAAGUGGGUGAAAAGCCACCAUGCAACCUCUCUAUCCCCUUACCUGCUGAGAGAAUGACGAUUCAGAAGACAAAGUCAGCAGAUGUAGUCGAGAAGAUGCUUUCCACCCCAGAGGCAAAGCAAUGCAGGUCUCCAUCUCUGACCCCAACACCCCCAAUGGAGGUGGCCGAGCCCAGCCGCACCCCAACCAGGACCAGCUUUCCCAUCCGCCCGGCAGGCCAGCGUCCUGUGAGUCUGCUCAAGUCUCACAGCAGCGUGGCCACCCGCGGUCGCGACUCCAGGGAGGGUAGAGAACGCAGCCCUACCUCAGCCCAGAGCCUCGAUCGUAAGGACUGCCGUGUGACGACGCGCUCUCCAGGUCCCUGCAGGGCCUCCUGGGCCGAGGCGAGCAGGACCGAAGGAUGGCGGGACCUGCAGGAUGAGGCCCAAACUGGAAUUACGCUGGAGGUUGGAGGUGGCAUGGCUGCGGUGAUGAGAGACAUCCCCAGGAAGGACAGGCUAAAGAGCGGCUCAACUUCCCUACCUGCACCUCCUACCCAGGCCCCCAAACCUCGCAAAGGCAAAAGUCGCACCCUGGAUAACAGUGACCUUAACAGCCUCUCUGAAGACCUGGGGCUGGCAAGAGAAGCUCAGCAGGCGCAGCAGGGCCAAAGAGGCUCUGCUAAAGACAGAAAGAUGCUCAAGUUCAUCAGUGGCAUUUUCACGAAGAGCAGCUCAGGGGCAGCGGGGUCAUCCUCCACAGCACCUCCUGUCUAUAUACAGAGAGACUCCAGUGAAGAGGAAGUAUAUAUUGCCAGCAGCCAGGAGUGGACACUGAGCAGAUCCAUCCCCGAGCUGAGACUGGGCAUCCUGGGAAGUCUGAAAAGUGGCAAGUCGGCGCUGGUAAACAAAUACAUCACAGGCAGUUACUCUGCAAUCGAGAAGCCUGACGGUGCCCGGUAUAAAAAGGAAGUGCUGGUGGACGGUCAGAGUCAUUUAUUAUUGAUCCGAGAGGAGGCUGGAGCACCUGAUGCGCAGUUCAGCAGCUGGGUUGAUGCAGUGAUCCUGGUCUUCAGUCUGGAAAAUGAGGCCAGUUUCCAGGAGCUCUACCAGAUCUACAGCCAGCUUAGCGCCUUCCGCUCAGACAUCCCAGUCAUAGUGGUCGGCACCCAAGAUAAAAUCAGCAGCACCAACCCUCGCGUGAUUGAAGAUCAGAGAGCCAGACAGCUGUGUAUCGAUGUGCGUCAUUCCCUCUUUUACGAGACCUGCGCCACCUACGGGUUCAACGUUGACCGAGUGUUUUCAGAGGCUGCCCAGAAAAUUAUAGCUCAAAAGAAGCAGGCGGCACUGCAGGCCUGCAAAUCUCUGCCUAAUUCACCCAGUCACUCCGGAGGCUCCACACCCGGAUCGGCGUCCUUCCCCGGACAGGCCAAUAAUGGCCCCAGUAGUGGCUACGCCUACUCCCUCCCCUCCACCCCUGUGGUGGGCCACAAAGAGCUGCGAGUUGCACAGGGAGAGGGAGGAGGCAGUGUCAGCGCUCGCUCGCUGAAGAGCAUCCCCAGACGGCCCUCGCUCUUCAAGAACCGGGACAUGGAUAAAAAAGCUGGUGAUGCUAAAGGAGAUGGGAGCAGUGUGCGGGGCGUUCCAAUCAAACAGGGCAUCCUGUGGAAGAGGAGUGGGAGCUCUCUGAAUAAGGAGUGGAAGAAGAAGUACGUCACCCUGUCCAACAAUGGCACGCUGUCUUACCACUCCAGCUCCAGCGACUACACGCAGAAUACCCACGGGAAGGAGAUCGACCUGCUGCGUGUGACUGUUAAAGUUCCUGGGAAACGUCCUCCAAGAGCGGUAGCACCUGCAGGGCCCUCACCUGUCCCCCCUGGUGCUGUACCCGGAGUCAACGGGCUGAGUAAAGAGCUGGCACCCACUGACGGCACCAGUACAGUUCCUCAGUUGUGUCCGCCGACCCUCUCUGUCGUUGCCGAUGAUCGGUCUGGUGGUUUGUCCCCUCAAGGAGGUGAGAGAGGACUUCAGCGCUGCCCCUCCUCAUUGUCCACCAAAGCUCAAAGUGUCGAUGCCCUGGAAGCAACGGCCGGUUCGUUUGGUGGAAAAGAUCCCAACCAAUCGUCUCCCAUGAGCGACAGGAAGAAAAACAGGAGGAAGAAGAGCAUGAAUCAGAAAGGGGAUGCAGCCGUCGGGCAAGCCGAAGCUAAACGCAAAAUGUGGAAAUUAAAGAGCUUUGGUAGCUUGAGAAACAUUAAUAAGACAGAGGAAGAGAACGCCGACUUCAUCAUAGUGUCCUUUACUGGGCAGACAUGGCACUUUGAGGCUCAGAGCCUGGAGGAGAGGGACUCGUGGGUGACAGCAAUAGAGAGUCAAAUCCUCGCAAGUCUGGGUUCCUGUGAGAGCGGCAGAAACAAGGCGCGGAGGAGCAGUCAGAGCGAGGCCGUAGCGCUGCAGGCCAUCCGAAACGCCAAAGGCAACAGUCAGUGUGUGGACUGUGAAGCACCCAAUCCCACCUGGGCCAGUCUCAAUCUGGGUGCGCUGAUCUGCAUCGAGUGCUCAGGGAUCCACCGAAACCUCGGGACUCACCUGUCCCGUGUGCGCUCGCUGGACCUGGACGACUGGCCAGGAGAGCUAACGCAGGUCCUGGCUGCCAUUGGAAACCACAUGGCCAACAGCAUAUGGGAGAGCUGCACCCAGGGACGAACCAAACCCACACCCCAUGCAACACGAGAGGAAAGAGAGUCCUGGAUUCGUGCCAAGUAUGAGCAGCGAGCUUUUGUGGCGCCUCUUGCGCCGGGCUCAGGGACGCAGCUUCCAGAGGACAGUAUGCCGGUGUCGCUGCUAUCUGCAGUGACUGACAGAGAUCUGCCCAAGCUGCUGCUCCUUCUGGCCCACAGCACUAAAGAACAAAUCAACGCUCAGCUGGCCGGGUCAUCUUCUCCGCCUCGCACGGCUCUGCACGCUGCCUGCCAGCUGGGAGACGUGGUCAUGACCCAGCUGCUCAUCUGGUAUGGAAUCGAUGUGAAAGCGAAAGAUAACCAAGGCCAAACGGCCAUGAUGCUGGCCACAAAAAAAGGGAGCAAAAGCUGCAUCGAUAUUUUGCUCCAGCACGGCUGCCCCAACGAAACGUCGCCCACCGCUGCCACUCCUGUCCUCAGUCGCCGCUCCAGCACCGCCAGCCUGGGCCGGACCAGCUCGAGGAAACGGGUGUCAUAGCGUGGACUGAAAACGCUGCAACAAGAAACCUUUUUAAAGUGUGGAAACGGGCAGAGCCGACCACGGAGAGGGGUGUAGUAUAACGAAAUGACAGGACUGUAUAUCAAAGUACAACGGAUGAAAAACAUUGUUUCUGAAAAACAGAACAACAUAUCAAACCACUUAAAAAGCAAUAUUCAUUCAAUUUGUUGAUUGCAGACAUAUUGCUGAAUUACUGUGUUGUUGUUGUUGACCUCAUUUCAAAAUGACUCAAGUAGACCUGUAGCGGACUGCUUCUGUUUCACUUCCUCCACAAGAAGUGCAAUAAUCCAGCUACGAUGAUGAAAAGCAACAAAUUUUAGCGCAGAUGACUCAACUCAGUGCAUCCAGGGGUUAUUGCUUUUAUUCAGACCUGCUGCGACUGGACCAAAACUGCUAAUUUUUUUUUUUUUCCUUGGCUUUCCAAACAAAACAUAAACCUACAAUAUGUCAUGCUGUUAGUUGUGUGAGCCUGUCAGUUUGACUGUAUAAAUUGUUUUCCGGUGACAAAUCAGCUGAGAUAAUUCUGCUUAGACUAGAAAAAUGAAUGGUUUGGGGUAUGACUUAUGUCAGUGUUAGGACCACAGGUAAGAGACACGAUGUUUUAUUCUACUGUAAAUGUAUCUAUACUACAUGCUUAAUGUUAAACUCUGUAACGAAGACACAACUGAAAAACCAGACUGCAUUUUCUAAUGAUUUCUUACUGGUAGUUUUUGUUUUUCAUUGUCUUUCAUAAUUUCAUAUUCUCUCACAUCAUAAAGCAGUAAAUGGAUGAUUUUACAUGUAAACAUGUGGCUAAAGUUUUAUUUGGGAUAUCGAGAGCGAGUACAUGAAGACUGCAACAUUAUUCACAUUCAUCUUACUGUUGUGUAGGUCGAUCCCAUGAGUUUACACUGAAGCAGCUGAAGGUGUUCUUCUGACACUUUGUGGAUCAUGUGAGUCCCUCAUGAAAUUAAACAAAUGGUUACCAGAAUAAAAAAAAUAAACUUUUUUUUUAAAAAA